UUGACCAGGCAACCAGGUUAUCAUCUAUUCUCUCUCGUAUCGAGACUCAUCAUCGCAACAAACUACGUAUUGUCCAACUUCAGCCUUACUCAAAUAGAGGACAUGAUGUUAAAAGAUUGGCCGCACUUCAAAUUUUGGCUUCGCUUUCACACAACACUAUGACUGAUAUCAAUCCGUUCAUAAUAUCGGACAACGAUUUGAAAAAAGAUCAGCAAAUAACCAAUACACAUCAGAUGUUCACAAAAGUUAAUGUAUUACUCCAAGAAAUAGAUGUGAAUGACAGCACUGAUUAUUAUGAGCUUUACACAAUGAUCGAACUGCUCGAUGCUGUCGUUGGAGCAGAAAGCCUUGUACCCCAGGAAAAGGUUAUCGUUGAGAAGAUUAAAAUGAUGCUAACCUCACUUCACAGCCAUAUCAAAGAUCCAAGAGCGAUGUUCAUGAGUCGUUCUAAGGUCAAGGAUCUUAUACUACGAACCGUCACAAAAUUCGCGUAUAUGGUUCAAGGAAAGAAAGGAGUCCAAAAUCAGAAAACUAUUACGAAAUUCUUCGUGGAAGGUAAAUCUGAACUUCGUAUUGAAACACUCGAAGAUUCCGAAGUCAUCGAAGAAGACGAUGAAGAACUUCAAUCUCAAGAGUCUCAGACAUCGUCAUUAAUUCUUGAUGCUCUAACGCAGACAAGUGAACAUUCACAUCAUGAAAGUCAAGAAUUUCCUCCAUAGUUUUCGUUCCAGCUAUGCAGUUCCUGCCUGAUUAUGAAGGCUUUUUCCAUGAGAAACAACAGCCUCGAGGAGCAUAAACCAUGCAAUAGUUAUCCGGGACCGCGCCAAAACGUUGGUGUGCUGAGAUGGCGACUCUUUAUUUUACGAAUAUAUAUAAAUAUAUAUAUAUAUAUAUAUAUAUAUAUAUAUAUAUAUAUAUAUAUAUAUAUAUAUAUAUAUAUAUCUGCACGGAAGGUGAUAGACUUUGGGUCACCAGGGUUAGAAUUCGGCUCGUACCACGUUAUUAUUUUGUCUACAUUAAUAUCAGCUGGCAUCUUACUGAACACUGAUAUAGAUUUGUUGUGCACAUGGCAGCAGUCCUCCAAGGCUCCAACGGCAAUUAUAUGACACUAUUUUUGUUAAAACAGGAUUGAACAACGCAAAAUUGUAGUAGUGCAAUUAUAUGACAUGUGAGCACUAGGGUUUUGCGAUGAGUGUAUGGAUAAAGGCCUUCAGUCACUGAAAAUCACGACGCAAGAUUGUAUUAGAUGAUUACGUUUAAAAUCUGACUUCUGAACAACUGCUCAUGUUUAUCACACGAUGAAAACAACAUGUCAAUAAUGUCAAUAAUGUGACAAAAUACUUUUUACACCUUAAAAAAAUUGCAAAUAGCAAUUCUAAUGCCGUUUUCGAUGUAUUAAAUAAUAUCAUCCCACGUAGAUUGCAGGGGCCAGUUGUUCAAACUUCAAAGCUAGGUUAGCGCUAACCCUGGGUUAAAUUUUAAUCCAGUGUUUUCGUUUAUGUACUUCUGAACCACUCUUCGUUUCGAAACUGCACAAAAUAUGACUUCUAUAUCGGUCCAGAAAAUAUUUGUGAAAAAAGAUAUUCAACUUUGUAAAUAAGCGGCUUGAAAAAUCGAUGUUAAGAUUUGCUUUAACUCAGAGUUAAGCUAACCGGCUUUUGAACAACCGAUCCCAGAGCGUAAUAAUCAUCGAAUGUGCAAUUCUAGGAACAAAUUACCAGGUGAUCCCGCGCUCAUAUUUUCGCCAAUCAGGGUUCAGAAAGGUUGUCGGAAUAUAAAAAUCCACUCUGCAGCAUUUAAGUUGUUUCACCCGAGAACAAUUUUAUUUGACAACUAGUCCGAGUCCUUUCCCGCCAUUUCACAUCACCUGGUAGUCUAAUAUAGUUACGUUUCAACUCGUGAUCAUCUUAAAUGGUUCGUAAUAGCCGUUCUUUUCUCUAUAAGGUUUUAUUUUUAUAACUAUGCAAAAUACCCUUUUGCAACACGUGCACAACGUCAACGUGUGGAUUAGCGAAAUUAAUAUUUUUAUCCGAGCAAUAAUAAUUUAAGUAAGUCCUAAUUUAAUAUAUUAUUUGUUCUGUUUUUUUUUUGAAGUGUCAAUAUUGCCAGCGGGCAUGAUUUUAAAUAAAUAAUGUACAAAA
Messenger RNA from Dendronephthya gigantea, 2141 nucleotides. RefSeq lists its product as uncharacterized. The transcript has 6 exons. The record is from RefSeq and is a predicted model, not a curated record. Lineage: Eukaryota; Metazoa; Cnidaria; Anthozoa; Malacalcyonacea; Nephtheidae. The coding region runs from base 159 to 719 and encodes 186 amino acids.